Molecule: messenger RNA, 871 nt
Organism: Zophobas morio
Lineage: Eukaryota; Metazoa; Arthropoda; Insecta; Coleoptera; Tenebrionidae
Exons: 10
Coding region: 80-871 (263 amino acids)
Source: RefSeq, a predicted model, not a curated record
UUUAUUAUUGCUUUUCAUAAAACAUUAUGAAAAACUUUUUUUUGUGGACUUUAACGAAACGCGCGCUGUUUAUGAAAGGAUGGGUAACUUUAGUUAUGAUAAGUAUGUAUUUUGCAAAGGCCCCCACGUGGAUUUAUUAAAUAAAUAUAUCGUGAGUAAACUUUUGGAUAAUUGGGCAACGGCAGAGGAAAGCUACUUUCCUUCUUCGCUUCGGUUUUACUUUUUCGUGCACGUGCUGGUUUUCUUCCACCACUUCAAUAACUUUUUUGAUCAACAAUUUGUUGAACUCAUGAAUAGCGCUUUAACGAAGGCUAUCGAAAAACUAAAAGUAGUGAAAGAGGAGCGUCGGUAUGUUGACCUUCAAAGUACCCUCUUCAUUAUAAAUUCUGCUUUCGCCUUUUUAAAGAAUUUUUGUGCGCUAGAAAAAAAAUGCAUUACUAGUAUAGAAGUGAUGGAGCCGUUAUUAAAAAAUAGUGACUUUUGUACGCUUGUUUUUGAAGACCUUUGUACCUUUUGCUUUCAAAUAAUAACCUGUAGUACGGAUAAGAACGGCGGAAGUAACUGCACGGAAUCAGAAGAACCUCGAUACUUAAAAGUAACGAAAGCCGAUGAAUUGGAACUCGCUUGUGUACCACAAGAUGAUAAAAAAACUUCUGAAGUUGGAAUACUGCACGAGAUCAGUCGACUUUGUUAUAAACUGCUCUUCAAUAUCCGCCAUAUGAGCAACGAAAAUUGUAAUGAUAACAAAAUAAAAGUUUUUAUAGAAACUUCUCUUGAAAAAGAACUUCAGCUGCAGCCUUAUUUUGUUUCGAGGCGUUUGUUUGUGUGGAAAAAAGAUUUUGCUACCAUGAAACCUUUGUUGGCUUAUUAA